Messenger RNA from Pelmatolapia mariae (spotted tilapia), 6683 nucleotides. Its product is annotated as vascular endothelial zinc finger 1-like. Lineage: Eukaryota; Metazoa; Chordata; Actinopteri; Cichliformes; Cichlidae. The coding region runs from base 68 to 1573 and encodes 501 amino acids. Gene Ontology annotation, biological process: regulation of gene expression. Gene Ontology annotation, cellular component: nucleus. The transcript has 7 exons. The record is from RefSeq and is a predicted model, not a curated record.
GCCAUAUUUAGCUGCUUUGUUGUAGAUUCCUUAUAGGCUUCCUUCAGAUUUUAGCCCAAGUGUUGCAAUGGAACCGAGCUGGAGUACGUUUUUAUUUCAACAGGCCAAUGAGGCUCUGCAUCACCAACACCAAGUAGCUGGAAACAGCCUGUUGCCUCUUCUUAAUUCUGGGACAGAGCCACCUGAUCAGAAACCAGUGCUGCCAAUCCCGUUGGACCAGAAACCACCUGUCAGUGCUACAGAACUUCUUAAAGACAAUGUGGUGACUGGGGCUGUUGGAGGAGGUGGUGAAGUGGCUCCAGUUGCUGUGGUUAAAAAGGAACCUAAGUCAAAGACUCCCUUUAUCUGUGGCUACUGCAACAAAGCUUUCCGGGACAGCUACCAUCUACGGCGGCACGAGUCUUGCCACACUGGCAUUAAGAUGGUGUCACGGCCUAAGAAGGCUCAGACUGCUCCUACCAUGGUGCCACUCAUAUCCACUGUACCACGUGAGAAUAGUGGAAAUCCGUCAUACAUAACUACUGUAGCCACAGGUGUCCUGACUACAGCAACAACAUCAGCAUCCACAGGCACUAGCAGCAUGACCCCAAUGCAACACCAACAACUACAGAGCAUCCCUAAAAAGCCUCCCAAGCCGGUGAAAAAGAACCAUGGUUGUGACAUGUGUGGUAAGGCCUUCAGAGAUGUGUAUCACCUCAAUCGCCACAAGCUGUCACACUCAGACGAAAAGCCGUUUGAAUGUCCCAUCUGUCAGCAGAGGUUUAAAAGGAAGGAUCGCAUGACAUACCAUGUCCGCUCCCAUGAUGGGGGAGUUCACAAGCCCUACAUCUGUUCUGUCUGUGGGAAGGGCUUCUCCAGACCUGAUCAUCUAAGCUGUCAUGUCAAGCACGUCCAUUCCUCAGAGAGGCCAUUUAAGUGCCAAGUAACGGCUUGUACGUCUGCUUUUGCUACCAAAGACCGCCUGCGAUCUCACAUGAUCAGACAUGAAGGCAAAGUGACCUGCAACAUCUGUGGCAAAAUGCUAAGUGCCGCCUACAUCACAAGUCACCUCAAGACCCAUGGGCAAGCUAGCUUCAACAGCCCAUGUAACAAUAAAGGCAUAAGUGACUGGCAGUGGAACCACUCAGGGCCACGAAAAGGUGAGUUGACGGUAGGAGAGAUUUUAAAUAACUCCUUCCAAGUCCUAAUUGACAACUCUCAUAAAGAUGCCAACAACUUACACAACAGCUCUGCGGCUACGACACCUGUCACCAACUCUGCAGCCAACACCUCUGCUGUGAACCGCAGUGUCAAUUCCAGCAAUGCUGUUACCAUCACUGCUCAGAUUAAUACUGCCACCAGCACCGUUAACAUCACAUCGCCAGUUAACCUGCAGCACCCUGUCACCAUCACUGGCCCUGUGAACCUGACCUCUGUUGGAAUCCCUACAACAGCACACAUGAAUAUUGCCCACCCGGUAGCUAUCACCACUCCUAUGCCCAUGAAUAUAACUGGGCCACUCAAUAUUGCCAUGAGGCCCAUGGAGUCUAUGCCUUUUCUUUCCCAGGUUCUGCCAUCCUCCCCUCCUUGGUAGAACUUUUGUUCCUCAUGUAACAGUUAGUGAUGUUUUAACUGCCUAAUAACGGACAAAGCCAUUAGAUAUUAGUAAAAUCUCCCUCUAAAUGAGUUGAUAGUGUACUGGGCAUAAAAAGGUGAACUAAUGUGUCACGUAGAUGGUAACCAAUGAUUGUUACUUACAGAGGUCAGCAUUAUUACAACAUUGUGGUAAUUAUGAAUUUUAUUUUUAGUUAAUACAGAAAAUACAUAUUUUUGUAACUUAGCAAUGGUCAGAAAUUAAUUAAUCAGAGUACUAGCAUGUACAUAAAUUGUUCUUUUAUAGAAUAUAUAUGCAUUUUGUUUUAUGCAUUUUACCUUAGGACAUUAGUAGAAAUGUUUUAAUAGGGGAAGACUUUGUUGAUUGUGAGUUGUUGUUUUUUUUGGGUUUUUUGCCUAAUUCAGUGAACCUGAAAAACCACAGUCCUACAUCAUAUUGAUGCAAAAUCUGUAAAUCCAAUAAUAUGUCCAAUAAUAUUGAUAAAUAGUUGUCAAACCUAUUAGUUGGAUCCCUGAAGGCAGAGCCAGUCUUGCAUGUCCAUGUUUUAAAGAGCUGUCAUUGCUUGCUUUCAACGUCACGAAUGAGCUCUCAUGCUCAGAUAAUUCCAAUUUGUUACAUCGUCGUCAUUUAACCAGAUAAGAUGUGAUUUCAUAGUUUGGGAGAAGUGGAAAUAAGUUUAAGCCAAAGAAUUUUAUAAAUGUAAUUUUGCCCAUGAAUGAUAUUUUCAAAAAGAAGGGGGGAAAUCUUUUAACCAGUAUGGAGAUUUUUUUUUUUCAUCUGAAAACCAGAGAGAAUAAAUUGUUGCCUUUAAAGAGACUAACACGGUAGAUGCUAACGUGUCCUGGUCAUCGCACGAUUACGCUCAAAUGUUUCCAGGACCCAAUAUAUUGCUCAAAUAUGAAUUCUACUUUUUGUACCAUUUUAAUGUUUGAUAAUGCUAAUAUUGAUGUAUUAGUCAAUUGUAUUACUCACAGUUGAUCAUGUGAACAGUUUUAAUUACACCUAUAGACUCAAACCAAAAAGUAGGUUCUUUCACUUAAACAUGGUUUUAAAUUAUUGGGCAGUUAUUACACUUCCAGCUGUUCCAUGGUAAACUACUUUGUAUUUGCAUUUUACCCUUUUACAAAUAUGUAUAAUUUUACUGUAAUGGUUGACAUUGAGCAAACUCAGUGCAGGAGUCUUUACCGUAAACGCAAUAUACUGUAGGGAGACAAACCGUUUAAGAUCGUUAUUGUCAAGUUAUUUGACAAGACACUGUUGAUCUUAUCAGAGUGAGAAGUAAAAAUUAUAUUGUGCAACUGGACAUCUUAAAAUAUGGAUAAUGUGUGAUGCUAUACUGAUAUUUAGGAAAUGUCUUAAUAUUUGUGUUGCUUCUUCUUAAGGAAAUGGGGUUUUUUGUCCUUUUUAGCUGAUUUUUAUUUUAGUGGACUUCUCAGUAUUUUAUAUUUGAUAUGUUUUAAAGUUAAAACAAGAUAUGCUUAUUUGGAGUAUGUUUUGAUAAAUUUUGCGCCCCUCCCCAGCAGAAUUUCUACAGUUAAAGUUGCUGGAAGCACAAUCAUUCCUUACUGCUGGAGACAAGUUUAUGUGGAACUAAGUUUGGGGGGGUUGUAUUAUUUUGUAUUUGAACGUGACAGGUGAGAGUAUUGCUUCCUGAAAAAAUGUCACUUAGGCUUUGCCUGUUAAAAUCCUGGUAUUAUCAAAAGUCAAACAUUAAAUUUAGCUUUUUUAAGACUUUUUAAACAUGAAAGCCAAAAGAGAAGACGUUAAAUUUAAGUUGCGCAGUCCCAAAGUUUCUGUGGUGUGUUCAGUUGGUUAGAUUUUUAAUUUAGCAGAUAGUGGAUCCCAUCACUGUCAUUCAUUUGUGUCAACAUGUCAGAAAUUUUACACUGACCUUUUUUUCUUUUUCUUUUUUUUUUUCUUUUAAACCAAUAAUGUAAAACACUAUUUUAUUGCCUUUACCCAUGGUAGAUAAAGCCUUUCUAUUAACUACAUGUUAUUGGUGCAAAAACUUCAUCAACACUGAUGUGGCCGUCCAGCCUGGAGAGAAAGGAGAAUAAGGAGUCUUAUACAUAAGCCUGGUGUCACUUUAUUUUUAUUAUGAGAAAAAUCCCAUUAAAAAGGAAAACAUGUUUUACUUGCUGCAGUUUGUAUACAGCCACAAAUGUCCAAAAACAUUUGAACGCACUCACAAUUUUUAAAAUUUUGCCCUUUGUAUACCAUCUCACUGGAUUUUAAGACAAAUAAUUAGGAUGUGAUUAAAAUGCAGACUUUCAAUUUUAAUUUAAGAGGUUUUACAUAAAUUCUGUAUUAACUAUUAUGAAUUACAGCAGCUUUUUUUACAGGCCCAAAUUAGACAGCUGACAAACAGUUUCAUGGCAAAGUGACACCUCUUCUUUCAUUAUUUUUAGCAGGUAAAUUAUCUGGAUAUCAUUACAAAUGUUGAAUUUGCAUUUGGUAGUUAUUAACCUCAAUAUGAGUGGGAGGCAAGCCAUUGGUUACACUCAAGAAAAAGAAGACCAGGUUAGAAAACAUUUUGGUUUUGUCUUGGACAAAUAAAACUAAUGUUAUCUUUUACCAGAAUAGUGGGAAGAGGUCCAAAGCAUACUACAUAAUUUGUCAAACAAAGCCUUGGCACGGGCAUGUACGGCUUCCACAAAUGUUUAUUGAUGAUGUGGCUUCUGAUAGGAUUAGUAGGAUGAAUUCUGAAGUGUACAACUAUACUUUCUGUUUCUAUUAAUGGCAAAUAGAUAAUGUUGCAAGGUAGACUGCAAAACCAGCCCAAGAGAAAAAGAAGUGAGAUAUGUUCAUUGGCCAAACCAGUCACCUGAUGUCAGUUCAUAUUUUCAGUUAGUAAAGACAAAACUGGAGACCUAGGCAGGCCAAGAUGUCCACAUUUUGGUGAUGUCCAUGGGUUGAAGACUUCCGGCAGUCAUUGACUGCAAAAGAUAAUAAUUUUUAUUACUGAUGCUAAACAUUAGUAAACAGAUAAAGCAAUACUUUUGCUAAACUCUUGACUUAAGGCAGAAAAUGUGCAUCUUAAUCACAUCUUGGUUAUUUUUUUAAUUUAAUUAUAUUGGUUUUUAAUUUUUUGGUUUCAAAAUUAAAAUUGCCAGUGUGGUGCUUUAAGCACAACAUAAUAAAAGUGUUAUUCAAAUGCUUGUGGAUUUAACUAUACCUUAUCCCUCCAAUACUGAAUACUGAGUGUUGUCUGUCAUCUAAGAUUACCAAAAUAGGAAAAUGGUCAUAGUACAAAGUUAUCUACAUGUUGUCCACUCCAAAUGGUGCUACUAAUUAGAGACUGAACAUGAAGCCAUUAAUUACUUCUAGAAUAAUCCCCAGUGCAAUAGUAUAGUAGGACAUUAGGUCUUGCUUGUAUUUCCAUUAGCUGUGGCACAGUGUUAGUAAUAUCAAACUAUAGCAGCACAGAUCAAACCUGUCAGCAGAGAAAUGUUCUUGAUGUUUGUAAUUUGUUUAGGAAAGUUAUCUGUUGCUAGAAAGAGAGAAAUAAACUACAGCCUUAUUCUGUGUAAAAGCAGAGUUUUCUCUGUAGGUUUCAUAUGCUUCCUUAUUUUAUUUAUUUUAUUGUUGUUAUUGCUUUCUUGUCACUCUAGCAACCUAGAUAAUUGGGAUAAUUAAUAAAGAACAUUUGCCUAGGUGUAACUAAAAGAUCAAGAUGCUAAAGGAUGGGUGUUGUGUUACUGAUGUUAUUACUUAGUGGUUUUGACAAUUUGCAACCAUGUGCAUGCAGCAUCCACUAAGUUGCCCUUAGAAGUUACAGGCUCAUGACUCUAAAUGUUUACAUACCUUUUCCUGCUGUUUCAGCCAUUUAAUUUUCAUUUGUGCCCCCCUCAGUUGAGACUUGUGAGCUUGCACAUAUUCUGCUGCUCUCUUGGGCAGGAAUAGGUUUACAGAGCACAUUACAUCUGGAGAUGUCUGCUUGAUUGUUUGAAAGGGUGAACAUGUUUCCUGGCUGUGAGUGUCUUGAGCAACAUGAAUAUACAGUUUUUUGAUACUUGGAUUUUGUAGUUUUUCACCCUUUUACAGUGUAGGAAUUCCGUAGCACCUGCAGUAAAUGGUAAGAUGUAGGGACUACAGGACAAUGGUACAUAGAGGGGCAUUCCAGUUUGGUGUAACUGGACAAUGACUGUCAGUCCCACUUCACCUGGCUCAUCUGUAUGUUGGCAACUCAGUUGUUUAGCUCAUUAAUUUCAUUUUAUGUAUGCUAACAGUCCACAAGGGAAGGUGCUUUUAAUUUUGAAUGGCAUUAUUUGUUGAAAAUAUUUUUCCUGGUUCUUUUGUUUGUUUGUUUGUUUGUUUAUUUGUUUUUUAUGUUGCCUGUGGAUGAUGAGUUGAUUAGAAGGUAAUUAGAAGGGUGAAGACUUUUUAUAAAAACAAAAACACUAAAAAAAAAACAAGAUGAAAGCUUAGUAUGUGGUGUCAUUUGUCCUUCUUUAGUGGCUGGUUAACAAGUGUGCCUAAAAUACUUUACAAGACUUUUCUCACACAUUGAUACUUCCUCUUCUAGUUAAGCUGUGCAAGAGAAUAGUCUUGUGAAGGAAUCCUUCAUUAGUUCAAACGGCCUAGGGUCCUGCAUGGCCAGUUUUUGGCUUUGUUAUUUAAAGCUAACAAUAAUGAACUUAAUGUUUUCUACUUAAGGACUAAUCUUGAAACACAAAUUGAUUGAUCUUUAAAGCGCAUGCUCAUGUUAGCGUAUCAUUGACAUUUCUCUGUGUGGUUUCACUUUGUAAUCCAGCCUAAUAUGAAAAACAAUUUGUUUGGCCAAAUAAUUAUUUGAGUUUCGUUUUGCUUUUUGUUUUGUUUUUUGGUGAAGUUUGUAAUUUGGCAGAUGUGAAGGCAAAUGAAUGUAUAUCUUUGUAUAAACCAUUUAGUUCAGAAGACAUGUUAGUUAUGACACACAAGGAAAAAAAAAACUUUUAUAAAUCCUUUUUGUAUUAGAACAUUAACAGUGGUAAUUUUUGUAUAUAUGAAGAUUAGGCUUUCUGAUUAGCAGAAAGGUAAAACAUUCCUACAUUUUUUUAAAUGUAUGUCCAUUGAGAAUAAUUAUGUAAACAUAUUUCCAAUGUUUUAU